Molecule: messenger RNA, 1058 nt
Organism: Drosophila grimshawi
Lineage: Eukaryota; Metazoa; Arthropoda; Insecta; Diptera; Drosophilidae
Gene: Mtr3
Product: exosome complex component MTR3
Exons: 2
Coding region: 43-1038 (331 amino acids)
Biological process (GO): nuclear mRNA surveillance; U4 snRNA 3'-end processing; poly(A)-dependent snoRNA 3'-end processing
Cellular component (GO): cytoplasmic exosome (RNase complex); nuclear exosome (RNase complex); nucleolus
Source: RefSeq, a predicted model, not a curated record
UUGUCGUUUUGCAUUUAUUUUGCGGCAAUUUAAACAAAAAGAAUGCUCCGCAUAACACAAACGAAAAACACUUUACUCGAUGGCGCCACAAUUGCCGAGCAACUGUACGCCACGCCCAAGGACUGCGAGCAGUUCUUCGAGAGCAUUGAAAAGCCCACAGAGUUGGUUGUCGCUCCACGUUCCACUUUUAUACGCGCCGGGGUGCUGACCACGGUGCGCGGAUCUGCAUACAUGGAGUAUGGCAAUACGAAGAUGAUGGCCAUUGUGGCACCACCACGCGAACUGGUCCGCUCCAGUGCGGGUCGCGUCAACAUGGGCGUCCUCAAUUGCUAUGUGAAUUUUGCGGCCUUUGCCAGUGGGGAGUUGGCAUCGCUACCAGAGCGGGAGAAACACUUGGGCAGCAUGCUCACCAAGGCACUGGAGCCGCUCGUCUGUCGCAACGAGUUCCUCAACUUUCAACUGGACAUCCGAGUGCUCAUCUUGGAUGACGAUGGCUGCCUGCUGAGCACUGCGAUCAAUUGCUGUGGCGUCGCACUGGUUGAAUGCGGCAUCUCCACGUAUGAUUUGAUAGCCGCCUCCACGGCAUGCAUCUAUCGCGACCAAGUGUUUCUCAAUCCCAGUGCCAAGGUGGAGGAACUACUUUGGCAGCAUCGAGGCGGGAAUGCGCUACUGGGCAGCAGCAGCAGCAGCAAAAAAGAUGAAAAGGCUGCCACAAUUCAGGAGUAUGGCCUGCUCAUCAAUGCCAGCAUGGACAGCUUUGAGCAGCUGGCGCAGUGCCAGCAGUGUGGCUACCUCAAGCCCGAGACCUAUGUGAGACUGCUCGACUACACGCUCCAGAUUAACAAAUCGCUGCGUGAGCUCAUCAAACGUGUGCUUACGGAACGGGUCAAGGAGCAGCAUGUGCUGGAUAUGCGUGAGCGGGACGAGGAGCGGUUGGAGGAUGAGCGACUGGCGACGAUUAUUGAGAGACUGCAACAGCAGGGCCUCAACGAGUUCAUCCAGUCCAAUAUCAAAGAGGAUCCCUAUACGAAAAAAUAAAAGUUGUACCUAAAACUGAA